This is a messenger RNA of Stylonychia lemnae, 1482 nucleotides long. The record is from the annotation of a GenBank genome assembly. Lineage: Eukaryota; Ciliophora; Spirotrichea; Sporadotrichida; Oxytrichidae.
AUGAAAGGUCAGAAGUUCAACCCUUAAGUAUCGAGAAAUAUGAGCACAAGUCAGGCGCAGAAUUUGAACAGUCCGAAGGUCGCAGUAGAAAAGAAGAGUUUAUUUAAAAGGAACACACUUGAUACCAAAUAAAUUAUUGCAGACAAGCUUAAGCCUGUAAAAUAAAGUUUGGCGGAGUAAUAGAGGUUUCAAAAUUCUCCCUAUCAAAAGCCAAUGGACUUGAAUAAAAAUGCUUGGGACAGAUUAAUUGAUCGCACCUUUGAUACUAAAACAGCGCAGUAUAUUAAAGACCAAAAAGAGAAAGAGGUUCAGAAAAUCAGUGACCAAUAUAGCUAAUCUUCUUCUCUCUUUAAGAAGGACAAGAACUUUGCUUAAAAAUAGACUUAGGCAAAAACUGCAAAUCACUCGCCUGUAAAUAAUAACAGUUCUUCAAUCAAAGAAGUUAUGAGCCAGCCAUAAUCUCCUGAAUCAAGGAGAACUGGGUUAUUUAGUAAAUUCAAGCAGACUAGGAAUCAAUGCUAGACAGCUAUGAACAGUAAACGCAAUUCGUUUAUCAUGAAUACCAUAAAUGAAAAUGGAGCUGGUGAAGUGCAGAAAAAAUCAUUUAUAAGUAACUACAAACCUCCUUAAAAGCCGACUGCUGCAAAUUCAUGGAAGAAAUUCAUAGAUAAGACAUCAGAUUGCAAGGUAGUCAAAAAUGAUACAAACUAUUGUGAACGUAGAACGGUCGAAUCAUUCUUGUCUGGUAGAACAAUUAACCCUUCUUAGUAUGCAAGUUAAGCAAACAUGCUAUUGAUUAGUGAUUCUGUUAAAAGAGAACAAAAUAUGUAAAUGAAUGAAAGUGAAUUAGGGAAAAAUAUUACUGGAUGCAGGAAAAAAUAAAAUGAAAAAGUUAAUUUACACUAAUUCAAGGUUGUUUAUAGCAAAGAUGAGUUGAAAAAAGAUAUUGAGCAGAGAAGAGAUAAACUAAAUUACACAAAUAUUGGUCACUUCACUGAUGGUCUCAAAUUAAAUGAAUCAUCUUCUACUUAUAUUGGCAGUAGCAAGGUUGGCUGCUAUCUUCAGGACAAAACAAAUCAUUAGCAUGAAGAGAAGUAAAUUAAUCUUGUAAUUAAUUAAUUUUUAUUUAGUCCAAUCAGGAAUAAGAAAAAUCAGAUGGACUAUAUGUCAAGCAUUUCAUGCCUAUCUCCAGAGAAAGCAAGGAGAGACCCCUCUUUUGAUAACAACAAAUCUACUGGCAAAGCUAAGGUUCAACUUGCUUUGAAAAAUACUAUAAAUCAGGCUGUGAAUGAAAACUUCUUGCCCAAAUCAUUUAACACAUAGACCUCAAGAAAAGGAGGAAUGAAUAACAAUAGCUAGAAUCAAUCAGGGAUCUUUAAUACAAUUAACGCAGGGGCUGAAAGAAAUCUUUCCCCCAUAGGCAGAAUAAUCCCAUAAGGAUUCAGAGACAUGUUCCAAUCCCAAAUUACUAAAUUAAGUUGA